GAGAGAGAGUGAGAGAGAGAGAGAGAGAGAGUGAGAGAGAGAGAGAGAGAGAGAGAGAGAGAGAGAGAGAGAGAGAGAGAAAGGGAGAGAGAAAGAGUGAAAGAGAGAGGAGAGAAAAUCGAAAAAUGGCAGUCCAGCUGAACAAUCUCUACAAUUCCAACGCUUCCACUUGGAAGCUGAAAGUAGAGGUCCAAUUGAAACUUCUCAAAUCCACAAAACAAACAAAACCACCAUCAUUAUUUCGAGCCUACGCAGCAUCAGCUUCGACCAAUGCUCGGCAACUGAUUGAGUCAGGAGACAUCAAGGCCAUAACACCCAGGGAAGCAGCCACAGCCACUGGGUCGGAGGGGUACGUGUUGCUGGAUGUUAGACCGGUAUGGGAAAGAGAGAAGGCACGUGUUUCUGGGUCACUGCACGUGCCUCUGUUCGUUGAGGACGAGGACAUCAGUCCCAUUACUCUGAUAAAGAAAUGGGUGCAUUUUGGUUAUAUUGGUCUUUGGACUGGCCAGAGUUUUACGACCUUGAAUCCUGAUUUUCUCAACCAAGUGGUCGAAGUUGUUCCUGAUAAGGAUACAAAGCUGCUUGUGGCUUGUGGUGAAGGGCUAAGGUCUUUGAUGGCAGCAUGGAAGUUAUAUAAUGAUGGAGGGUACAGGAAGUUAGGAUGGUUGGCGGGAGGAUUCAAUCGGUCAUCGGAGGGUGAUUUUGAAGGCGUUGAAGGGCCAGAAAAAUUGGAGUAUGCCACAAUUGGUGGUGUCUCAUACUACUUUCUUCAAUUGCUCUUACUUUUACGAGCUGUGGGCAAAGACUAAUUUGCAGGUUUCUCAACAUUUGUCAUUUGUACAUUUACCAAACUUUAAAGCAUUUUAUGCCCUUUUUUUU
Messenger RNA from Ziziphus jujuba (common jujube), 879 nucleotides. Its product is annotated as rhodanese-like domain-containing protein 10. The record is from RefSeq and is a predicted model, not a curated record. Gene Ontology annotation, cellular component: chloroplast. NCBI's taxonomy places the organism in Eukaryota, Viridiplantae, Streptophyta, Magnoliopsida, Rosales, Rhamnaceae. Bases 126 to 809 code for a protein of 227 amino acids. The transcript is spliced from 2 exons.